Microplitis mediator is the source of this 3402-nucleotide messenger RNA. RefSeq names its product cytochrome P450 6k1-like. The record is from RefSeq and is a predicted model, not a curated record. NCBI's taxonomy places the organism in Eukaryota, Metazoa, Arthropoda, Insecta, Hymenoptera, Braconidae. The coding region runs from base 170 to 1663 and encodes 497 amino acids. The transcript is spliced from 3 exons. Gene Ontology annotation, molecular function: oxidoreductase activity, acting on paired donors, with incorporation or reduction of molecular oxygen; iron ion binding; monooxygenase activity.
AAGCUUUCAUAUUUCAAAUAACUGCAGUCGCUUCUCCCAAGUGUUCAUUAAAACAGUUUCUGUAGUUCGCCAUCUUGUCCAGCCUUCAAAGCUUUCAAUUAAAAUCCCAGCCGCUAAUUAACCAAUUAAUCGAUCAAUUGUAUGAACGUUUGUAAUCAAAAAAUCAGAAAUGGGAGUGUCCGUGGAAAUAUUGUUGGCCAUAGUCGCGGUAAUAGUUUUGCUUUAUUACUAUUUUGCAUCGGCUUACAAUUUCUGGUCAUCCCGGGGCAUCAAGGGACCGAAACCUUCUCCACCCCUGGGUAACAUCGCCGAGAUACUUAUGGGUAAACAUAACCCUGGUACAUAUUUACAAAUGCUGUACAACGAGUAUCCAGAUGAGCCAAUAGUGGGAAUUUACCGUGUGCGUGAGCCAAUAGCCUGCAUCAAUGACUUGGACCUGAUAAAAGACGUUCUGAUUAAAGACUUCAGUAAAUUCGUCGACCGCGGAACGGAAAUGUAUGAAAAUCACGAGCCCCUGUCCAUAAAUAUCUUCAACUUGGAACCAAAACGCUGGCGGAUGUUACGGACAAAAUUGUCACCCAUUUUCACAUCCGGUAAAUUGAGGGACAUGUUCCAUUUGAUCGUCAACUGCUCGGAAAGUAUGGGAAAGUAUUUGGAAAAACAUGACAAUGAGGUCAUCGACAUACGAGAACUUUCCGCGAAAUUCGCUACUGACGUCAUUGGAGUUUACGCGUUCGGGCUGAAAGCCAAUGCCCUGGAAGACGAGAACAGUUUGUUCAGGCAAAUCGGCAGGCACAUGUUUGAGGUAAAAUGGACCACGGCGGGUAGAAAUUUACUGGGGACCUUUUUGCCGACAAUUUACCGCAUGAUUGGUUACAUCAUGCGCGAUGACAAGACUCAUGAUUUUUUGAUAAAUGUCACCAAGGAAACGUUGGAGUACAGGCAGAAAAAUAAUAUUGUGCGCAAUGACUUCAUUGAUUUGCUACUGGGGAUUAAAAACCAGGGGAAAAUGAUCGAUGAUGUUGAAAUAACGGAUAAUUUAUUGGCUGCCCAACUGUUGAUUUUCUUUGUGGGAGGAUUUGAAACAACGUCAUCAACAAUGAGCCAUACAUUGUAUGAACUGGCCAUAAAUCAACAUUGUCAAGACCGUUUGCGACAAGAAAUAACCGAGCAAUUGGAAAAAACAAACGGACAAAUCACUUACGACAGUAUAAAGGAAAUGAAAUAUCUCAACCAAGUCUACCAUGAAUCAUUGAGAAAACACCCGGCGCUAAUGAUGUUCACGAGACGUUGCACGGAACCUUAUACAUUUGCGCGGACAAAUGUCAGCGUGCCAGCGAACACCAAAGUCUGGAUCCCGCUGUACGCGAUCCAGUGGGACCCCAAGUAUUGGCCGAACCCAGAAGUCUUUGACCCGGAGAGAUUUAGUGAGGAAAAUAUCAAAAACCGGCACCCGAUGGCGUUCCUUGCUCUGGGUGACGGACCGCGGAACUGCAUCGGCGCGAGAUUCGGCGCCUAUCAGGUCAAAGUAGGGAUAACAAAAUUGCUGAGCGAAUACAAAGUUGAAGUCUGUGAGAAAACUGAUCUAACUCAUGAACUAAAUAGACGCGGUUUUCUUUUGGUACCGAAAAAUGGAAUUCACUUACGCGUCAAAAAAAUAUAAUUUUUUUAUAUUGCAUAAUUAUUUUUAUACUAAAAAUUUGUUUAACUUUGGUUUAUUUUUAUUGUUAAUGAUUAAUUGUGAGUAAAUAAAGUUAUCAUAUCAUAAAGAUAUAUAAGGUCAAGAUUUUUAUAGAAUUUAGAGCAGGGGACGCUAAAAAUCGUAUGCUCGGAAUAUAAAAAAUUAUUAUUAUUUUUUUUUUCUACGGCAUGUCAUAUAAUUUUUCAUAUUUUUCAUACCAACGACCCACUAGCAGAAAAAAUUUCAGUAGUUUUUUCUUUUUUUGUUGUUGUAUUCAACUAAAAAUACUAAGAUAUGAUGAUAUAUGACUAUAUAUGAUGAUAUAUGACUAUAUAUGAUGAUAUAUGCUCAGAUAUGAUGAUAUAUGUCCAGAUAUGAUGAUAUAUGCUCAGAUAUGAUGAUGUAUGUCCAGAUAUGAUGAUAUAUGAUGAUAUAUGACCAUAUAUAUAUGAUGAUAUAUGACCAGAUAUGACGAUAUAUGACCAGGCAGUAUCAUAUCUGUGACCACAUAGAUACUGGGAAUACAUCGGCUAUCUGAUCAUAUAUGCACGUGCACUAUAUAGUUAUCUAUAUGAUUGUAUAGGGUCAGAUAGUCAUAUAUGGCCACAUACGGUCGCGGAUAAUGUUAUAUGCUCAUAUUUUGUCUAUAUGACAUUUUCGUAUAUGAUUAGAUUUAAGUGUUCGUACAUAAUUAUAUAUGAUCAUAUAAGGUUAUUUUUCAGUGUAAAUCAGAUCAAAUGUUAGUGAAAAAUCAUAUAUAUGAUCAUAUAAAAUCAGAUAUGAUCAAAUGAGGUCAUUUUCUGUAUCUGAUGAGAUCUUAGCGCCCACAUAUGAUCAUAUAAAAUCAUACUUGCCAAUUUUUGACCAUAUAUGACCCAGCAGUGACAUUUAUUGUAUAUCAUCCGAUCAAAUUUUUAUAUAUGAUCAUAUAAACUCACUUAUGACCAUGUGUGAUCACAUACAAUCAAAUAUGACCAUAUAUGACCAAGCAGUGACAUUUUUCGUAUUUUAUCCGAUCAAAUGCUCAUAUAUGAUUAUAUAAACUCAUAUAUGACCAUGUGUGAUGAUAUGUAAUUAAAUAUGAUCACAUACGAAUAUUUCAUAUGAUGAGAUAUGAAAAAUGUCAUUAAUUGAUCAUAUAAACUCAUGUAUAAGUAUGUGUAAUCAUAUGAAGUCGUAUAUGACCAUAUAGAAUCAUAUAUACUCAUAUAUGACCAUAAAUAACCAAUCAGUGAAAUUUUUCGUAUCUGAUCAGAUCAAGUGUUCAUAUAUAAUCACAUAAACUCAUAUAGCUGUGUGUGAUCAUAUAUGAUCAUAUAUAAUCAAAUAGUGACAUCUUUCGUAUUUCCUCAUAUAAAAUGUUUGUACAUGAUCAUAUAAGCUCAUAUUUGUAAUCAUAUAUGUAUAAGCACGUGUAAUCAUAUGAACUCGUUUAUGACCAUAUAGGAUCAUAUAUGAUCAUAUAUGACCAUUUGUGCUGAUAUAUAAUUAAAUAAGACCAUAUAUGACCAAGCAGUGACUUUUUUCGUAUCUGAUCAGAUCAAGUGUUCAUAUAUGGUCAUAUUUAAUUAUAUAUUAGCACACAUGGUCAUAUAUGAGUGUAUAUGAUCACUAUAUCUCUGAAAAAAUUUAAAAAUAAAAAAAUAUUUGAACUUUUCUUAACUAAUAAAGUAAAAUAAUGGAAUAAACUGCUUUAGUAAAUUUAAAAAAAUAUUUAUAUA